Molecule: messenger RNA, 996 nt
Organism: Agrilus planipennis (emerald ash borer)
Lineage: Eukaryota; Metazoa; Arthropoda; Insecta; Coleoptera; Buprestidae
Exons: 2
Coding region: 1-996 (331 amino acids)
Source: RefSeq, a predicted model, not a curated record
AUGGAGUUAGGCAAAGGUUUCGAAAUCCCGAAGAAGACGACAAAGUUGACCUACGAUCAGAGAACAGCCACGAAGAAGAUAACAACGUCGAAUAGCUUCGAAGUUCUACAUUGCGAGUCAACGGACCAACCCAAAAUCCCACCAGUGAUCAUACACUAUAACGAAGACUGGAACCAAAUACGUAAGAAGCUGCAACUAAACAACGUAAAGUUCGAUCACUUCACGAGCACCAAAAAUGGAGUUAGGAUACAACCUUGCACCGAAGAAGACCACAGCAGGCUGACAGCUUUGUUGGACAAAAUUGACUGCUACUAUUACACCUAUACAUGCGACCGUAAACGACCGAUAAAAUACGUCAUCAAGGGUAUUCCCACCUCGCUGUCAUGCGACGACGUCUCGAACGACCUCGAGGGAAAAGGGAUAAGCGAUACAACCGUCCAUAGGAUGAAGAGCCGGUCCAAAGAGAUUCCCCUGGUUUUAAUUUUCGCGCCCAAAAAAUGGAGGACAAAGUCAAGGGCAUCAAGACAUGUUGCCACCUACGUGUUUCAAUUGAGAUGUACCGCCAACUGCGACGACCCACGCAAUGCCAUCGCUGCCAGCGCAUUGGACAUGUCCAAAGGAACUUGCACGAAGCCGAGGGAGGAACCAGCAAAGUGCCGCAACUGCGAAGGGCCACACCCCGCUAGCUACCGGGGUUGCAAAGCCUUCACGACGAAGACACCAAAGACACCAAAGCAAAUCAACACAACCAAGGCCACCGCGUCUAUCGUUCGACAAGCGAUCUCAUAUGCGAAAGCGACAGCGGGAAAGCCAAGAACAGAAAACCCUUCAACUUCAACAGAGACAACAACAAUAUUUGACAAAAUCGACCUGACUACGUUCAAGACUGCAAUAAUCAACCUCGCCAACCAACUCAAAGGAGCCACAACUCCAGGCGAAAUACUCCUGUACCUGUUGGGCAACGUCCACAUCUUACUAAAAAUACUCCACAAAUAA